CUUUAAUAACGUCGCCAUCAUCCAAUCCUACCCCAUCCACAGCUCCUCGCUUUCACACGUGCUCUUCUCCUUUUUCUCGCCGCUUAUCUCUCAUCUCUCUUCGAAUCAAAUUCCAAACCCUACAAAACCAACUUUCCUUUUUUUUUUUUUUUUUUUUUUUUUAAUUUCUCUGCUGUGAAACGAGCUUGUAAGUUCUGAGAAAAGGGACUGAUUUUGAAAUUUUUGAACCGAAUUAGGGAUUAAUUGGGAAAUUAAAUGGGGACGGUGAUGUCGUCGAUGGCGGCGAAGUUCGCGUUCUUUCCGCCGGAUCCGGCGUCGUAUGGUGUUGGGGUUGAAGAGUUGAAUGGGAAGCUGAAGAUGACAGGUGUCGCCACGAGGGAAAACGUCGACGUAUUGAAGCUUUGCACGAAGAGAGGGAACAACAUCAUCGCCAUGUACAUAAGGAACCCGUCGGCGUCUUUGACCAUUCUCUAUUCACACGGAAACGCCGCUGAUCUGGGUCAGAUGUACGAGUUGUUCAGUGAACUCAGUCUUCACCUCCGAGUCAACCUUUUAGGUUAUGACUAUUCUGGGUAUGGCCAGUCCUCUGGGAAGGCUAGCGAGCAGAACACUUAUGCAGAUAUAGAAGCUGCUUAUAAAUGCUUGGUAGAAAUGUAUGGGGCGAAAGAGGAAGAUAUUAUUCUGUAUGGACAAUCUGUUGGCAGUGGACCUACUACAGAUUUGGCUGCUCGUUUACCAAACCUUAGGGCUGUGAUUCUCCACAGUCCGAUCUUGUCCGGUCUUCGAGUCAUGUAUCCUGUGAAGCGGACAUACUGGUUCGACAUUUACAAGAACAUUGAUAAAAUUCCAUUGGUCAAUUGUCCAGUUCUGGUUAUUCAUGGAACGGCUGAUGAUGUAGUAGAUUGCUCCCAUGGGAAGCAACUUUGGGAACAAUGUAAACAAAAAUAUGAACCCUUAUGGGUUAAAGGAGGAAAUCAUUGUGACCUGGAGCUUUACCCUCAAUAUAUAAAGCACCUGAAGAAAUUUAUUGCGGCCAUUGAGAAGUCAUCGCGGCAAAACACUGAAUCUGGACCUGUUCCCGAUCAACUGGACAAACCUCGGAACAGCAUGGAGUUUAGAGAGCAACCUAGACCCAGCAUGGAUGUAAGGGAGGAUUCAAGAAGGAGUAUUGACUUUAAAGAAAGGCCCAGGGCAAGCACAGACCAUAAAGAAAAGUCAAGAGCUGGCAUGGAUAAGAAAGAUAAAACAAGAAAGAGUGUAGAUCUCCCAGAGAAGGCAUCUAAUGGAGCAGAAUCUGAGAAAGCUAGAAAUAGCAUUGACCGUUUUGGAGAGAUGGUGAGAUCUGUUGGAUUGUGCAAUAUUGAUUGUUUCAGGCCCGCAUCAACUCAUGCAUAAAGAUGACAGAGCUAAUACGUUGAGGUUGUAUUCUUCUGAUUAAUUAUUUUUGAUAUGUCGAUGGGUUGUAUGGGCGAUAGGAAAAUGUUCCAUUGGGUCCGAUUUAUUUUCCAAAGAAAUAGAUGAUAAAGUAAUUUAACCAGGUAGAUCACGUGCCAUUAAAUCUUCCUUUUAGCAUGCUAGCGUAGACCGAUGGAGUGCAUUCUAUUAUUUGGGGUUGGAAUCGCUGUAUAAACAACACUUUACUCGUAUAAAAAGU
Messenger RNA from Gastrolobium bilobum, 1654 nucleotides. RefSeq lists its product as uncharacterized. Bases 256 to 1395 code for a protein of 379 amino acids. The transcript has 6 exons. Lineage: Eukaryota; Viridiplantae; Streptophyta; Magnoliopsida; Fabales; Fabaceae. The record is from RefSeq and is a predicted model, not a curated record.